UUCUGCUUGUGGUCUUGGGGAGAGAGGAGGCGGGCUUCUGGACAGGGAGGUGGGCCUGAGGCUUCCUUGGGAAGGGGAAUUCUGCUGCACGCUGGGACCCAGAGCCUCCUAGGCCCUGUGAGCCAGUGGAGGGAGUGUCCAGCUCUGUCCAGCUCUGUCCAGCUGGGGGAGAGGGCCAUCCUCAAGGCCAACACUGUUUGCGGAGGAGGCAGAACUGGCCGCCUGGUCAAGCCUGGUGAGUUCCAUACCAAACCGUCCUCUGCAACUCGGGACAGGAGUGGGGUCCAGCGGAGGCCUGUGCCCACCUGGCCUCACUUGGCAUCUGAAGGGGCAACGCUGAGAAACCCGGCAGAGGAGGCUUCCCAGGUGCCUCCCAAUCUCACCCUGCCCCCCUCUCGUUUCCUGAGGAGCCUGAGCAGGAACCUAAUCUCCUCAACCCCCCUCCUCCUUCUGAGAGAGGCCUCCCCAGAGCCUGCAGCUCAAAGCUCACCCGCUCUGCCUGCUCUAACCCAGACCCUCGCCCGGACUCCUCCCUCAGCUCUGGCUCCUCCAGGGCCUAAAAUGGACCCCACAGCCAAGGACGAAAUGCAGCCUUCCCUUCCUCCUGGCUCUUCCUGCCCAGGGUCAGAGUGGCCGGAGCAGGAGAGGGCGGAGCAGCUGGCCCGGGGCGCAGCACUCAAGUGGGCCUCCGGCAUCUUCUACCGGCCAGAGCAGCUGGCCAGGCUGGGCCAGUACCGCAGCCGGGAGGUGCAGCGCACCUGCUCCCUGGAAGCACGCAUUAAGUCAGUGGUGCAGUCCUACCUGGAGGGUGUGAAGACUGGGGUGUGGCAACUGGCACAGGCCCUCGAGGCCGUGCAAGGAGCCCGGGAGGCCCUGGGCCAGGCCCGUGGGCUGCUCCGGGGCAUGGCCAACGCUGCACAGACCCUAGAACCCUUGCGGGAGCAGGUGGUCCAACACAAGCAGCUGCAGGCCCUGUCUCAGCUGCUGCCCCGGCUGCGAGCAGUGCCGGCUGCGGUGGUCCACACACAGACCCUGAUCGACGCCCAUCGGCUCUUGGAGGCAUAUGUGGGCCUCAGGGAGCUGGAGCAGCUGCAAGAGGAGACGUGGGCCUCUCUGGGCGGCCUGGAGUUGCCCGUCUUUGAGGGGCUGGGCCCUCUGGCGGAGGCACUGGGCCAGGCUGUGGAGGCAGCUGUCGGGGCGGCAGGGCAGCUGGCCCGGGAGGACCCGGCCCUGUUGGUGGCCGCUGUGCGUGUGGCGGAGGUGGAGGCCGGCAGGACCACCCCCCUGGAGCAGGCCCCGCGGGACUGGCGACAGCGCUGUCUGCGAGCGCUGGAGGAGGGCCUCCAGCGGGUGCACUUCGGGACGCCUCUGCUGCCUGGACCAGGGGCCCUCGCGGGGUGGCUGGAGGCUCUGCGGGUGGCUCUCCCAGCCGAACUGGCCACAGCGGAGGCACUGAUAGCUCCCUGCUGCCCACCGCACUACAAGGUGGUGCAGCUGUGGGCCCACACCCUGCACAGCAGCCUGCGGCGCUGCCUGCAGCAGCUCCUGGAAGGGCCCGAGCUGGGGGCUGCCGACGCCUUCACCCUGCUGCACUGGGCGCUGCACGUGUACCUGGGGCCGGAAAUGAUGGGGAGCCUGGAACUGGGGCCGGAGGCUGAUGUGUCUCAGCUGGAACCUCUCCUGACGCUGGAGAACAUCGAGCAGCUAGAGGCAACAUUUGUAUCCAAAGUCCGGGCAAACGUGGUGCAGUGGCUGCGGAAGGCACUGGAUGGGGAAGUGGCUGAAUGGGGCCGGGAGCGGGAGCCUGACACAGAUCCAUCUGGCUUCUACCACUCACCAAUGCCAGCCAUCGUGCUGCAGAUCCUGGAAGAAAACAUUCGAGUAACCAUCCUGGUCAGUCAGUCACUGCAGCGGCGGGUGCACGGCAUGGCCCUGUCAGAACUGGGGGUGUUCCUGAGAAGCUUUAAUGAUGCUCUGAUCCGAUUCUCCCGAGACCACCUCAGAGGGGAAGCAGUGGUCCCUCAUUACGUGUCCUACCUCCUGGCUGCCCUCAACCACCAAUCGGCACUCAGCUCCUCCGUGUCCGUCUUGCAGCCCGAAGGGGUGGUCUCAGGGGCCUUGGCUCCGGUGGAGGCAGCGCUGGACGAGUUGCAGAAGAGGAUCUGCCGGCUGGUGCUGGAGGCGCUGUUGCUGGAGCUCCAGCCCCUGUUCGAGACUCUGCCCUCGCGCCCUUGGCUGUCGAGCCCGGAGCUGCUGAGCAAUGUGUGCGAGCGGACAGCGCACUUCUGCCGGAACUUCUGGCGUGUUCGGAACCCCACAUUCCAGGUGCUCCUGGCUGAGGCAGAGCGCACGGUGGUGCUGCUGUACCUGGGCGCGCUGAUGCAGGGCCGCCUGGUGUGCCGCGGGCCGGACGAGCGGAACCAGGCAGCCGAGCGCAUGCAGCAGGAUGCCACCCAGCUCCGGGAUCUCUUCCUCGAUCUGGGCCUGGAAGAGAACGUUCACUGCGCGCCGGUGCUGCUCACCCUGCGAAAGCUGCUGAACCUCCGCGACCCCACGAUGCUGGGCCUCGAGGUGGCCAGCCUUCGGCAGCAAUUUCCCGACGUAAGCGAGGAACAUAUCUCCGCCCUCUUGGACCUGCGCGGGGACGUGUCCCGGGAGCAGCGCCUGGCCGCACUCAGCUCCCUGCAGGACGGCCCGCAGCCCUCGCCCCGCGCGGGUCGCCGCGCCCUCUUCAGCCUCGUGCCGGCGCCCACGCCUUCCCCGUCCUGCCUCUUCUCGGGGUCCUGUGCCUGACUCUCUCCACUGCGAGCAGAAUAAAGCUGGGUGCCCGCUCCCCGCACC
This is a messenger RNA of Pipistrellus kuhlii (Kuhl's pipistrelle), 2841 nucleotides long. RefSeq names its product exocyst complex component 3 like 1 (gene EXOC3L1). The record is from RefSeq and is a predicted model, not a curated record. The transcript has 13 exons. Gene Ontology annotation, cellular component: exocyst. Lineage: Eukaryota; Metazoa; Chordata; Mammalia; Chiroptera; Vespertilionidae. Gene Ontology annotation, biological process: exocytosis; exocyst localization. The coding region runs from base 562 to 2793 and encodes 743 amino acids. Gene Ontology annotation, molecular function: SNARE binding.